AUGGCUUUACAUCGUCAGAAUACCUUGAACACAGGCGCUAAAGUCGAUUUGAUAGGUUAUGGAACUUGGCAAUCUGCUCCAGGUGAAGUAGGACCAGCUGUCGCUGAAGCUAUCAAAAUCGGUUAUAGACAUAUUGAUUGUGCUUUGGUUUAUGAGAACCAACCUGAAGUUGCGGAAGGUAUCAAAGAAGGUUUGAAAGCUGUUGGUGAGAAUCGUGAAGAUUUGUUCAUCGUUUCUAAGCUAUGGUGCAACUCCGCUCGUCCCAGUGACGUAGAAGCAGACCUCGAUCUUACCUUAUCUCAACUAGACACACCUUAUCUAGAUUGUUACCUCAUUCACUGGCCAGUAACAUUCGCAGCUGGUAAAACCCUUCAACCCAUCGAACCAGGAUCAAACCCCACCGUUCGUCAUAUCGAUCAUGACGCUCCUGGUAUAGUUGCCACAUGGAAAGAAUUAGUUAGAAUCUUUCAAGAAACUAAAAAGGUUAGAGCUAUCGGUGUUAGCAAUUUCACAGUUGAACAAUUGGAAAAAAUCAUAGAUGCUACUGGUGUGAUUCCAGCUAUGAACCAAAUUGAAUGUCAUCCUGGUUUACCUCAACCUGAAUUAUUUGAAUAUUUUUGUAUCGCUUGGUGUGCUCAUCAAGGUUUCUGUGUUAUUCCUAAAUCUGUAACACCUAGUCGUAUCAAGGCAAACUUUGAAGAUUUCACUCUUUCCGACCAAGAAUUCGAAGAGAUAUCAGCAAUAGGUCAUUCCAAUUCCGUCAGAGGUAACAUUCCAGCUAAAUAUAACCCACCUUGGCCCGUUGAUAUUUUCGGGACUGAAGAGGAAAAAGGUUUGAAGAAAGUUUGGUGA
Molecule: messenger RNA, 852 nt
Organism: Tremella mesenterica DSM 1558
Lineage: Eukaryota; Fungi; Basidiomycota; Tremellomycetes; Tremellales; Tremellaceae
Exons: 6
Coding region: 1-852 (283 amino acids)
Cellular component (GO): cytosol
Molecular function (GO): aldose reductase (NADPH) activity
Source: RefSeq, a predicted model, not a curated record